Angiostrongylus costaricensis is the source of this 741-nucleotide messenger RNA. NCBI's taxonomy places the organism in Eukaryota, Metazoa, Nematoda, Chromadorea, Rhabditida, Metastrongylidae. The record is from the annotation of a GenBank genome assembly.
AUGUCAGUGUCUUACGACUUGGCGAAUCCAGAACUAGAGCUGACUGAUCCAUGUCCCGAUAUCCACGACCUCUUCCUGAAUUUUAACGACCUCUUCUUCGAAGGGACACUGGCUGGUUGUGAAGUGAAGUGGAGUCCACGAAUGUUCUCAUGUGCAGGUGUCUGUUCGUACGAAGGAAGGAGCGGCAUGUGCUCAAUUCGACUCAGUCUUCCGCUGUUGAAGUUGCGUCCACGUAAAGAUCUCAUAGAAACGCUACUGCAUGAAAUGAUCCAUGCCUUCCUGUUUGUUACGCGAAGGAAUCGCGAUCGAGACGGUCAUGGGCCUGAUUUUCAAUACCAUAUGUGGAGAAUUAACCACAUGGCUAACAUCAAGAUAACCAUUUACCACUCAUUUCAUGACGAAGUUGCUGUUUACAAACAGCACAUAUGGAGAUGUAAUGGACCGUGUCGUGGAAGAAGCCCAUACUUUGGCUACGUGAAGCGGUCAUCGAACCGUGCCCCCGGCCCGAAUGAUCUGUGGUGGAGCGCUCAUAAAUUAAGUUGCAACGGAAUAUUUGAGAAGAUUAAAGAGCCUGAAGGAUAUGGACCACGAAAGAGAAAAAGGGUUGUGGAGGUUACGGAAAUUGUCUUUGUACUUGCACCAAGCUGUUCUGCAAGAAGAACAGUUAUUUGCGGGUUUGCUUCUACUAGUGGCUUCAAUUCGUCGUCGUCAAUUUCAGUGAGACGUCUGCGAACUUCUUAA